AUGGCUCCUAAAGCGUUGCAGUCAGCGACGCUCAAGGGCAAUGCCUCGGCUACUGCUCUGAAAGCCGCUGCAGCGGCGACGUUGACGGAUGCGGGCGGCUACCUCAACAGCAACGCCACCAUGAAGCUCUCAUCAGGCUUAGCAAACAAGACCAUGCUCCCCAACAAGAAUGUGACAAUGCUCAAGAGCAUUGACACGAUCUGGGAUGAGGAGCCCGACGACCAGAAGAUGUACGAGCAGCGAAAGAAGCUCAAGUCCUUGGCCGGACGAGUGGACCGCAUGGCAGGUGUCUUCGAAGAGGAGACUCGCGCUCGGCAAGAGCAGCGUACCCUCAUGGAUGAACUCCAUGAUGAGCAGAUGAAGCGGAUUGAUGAGAUUGGUGAAGAGCUGGAUCAAGCGAUGGCUGAGCUCGCUGCUUAUAUCGUGGAGUUCAUGCGCCGGUUUAGGAAAGAGCUCCACGACACCUUCUCAGCCCUCUUUAGUGAGCUUCAAGAGCAAGUCGAGCUUCUAAAGCCGCGCUUGGCGGCGCUUGAAGCUCGGGGACGAGUUCUGCAGGAUGGUAUAGAGGAGGAGCGCAAGGAGCGUCAAAGGCAGUAUGCCCAGAUCCUGGACCCGGUGAAGGUGCAGAUCGAGAAGUUGGAGCAAGGCCUCAUCCGGGAGCAGCAGAUACGUCAGACACGCGCCGCCUUCAUUCAGCAGUCCAUGGAGCAGGCUGUGGAGGCCCUCGAGCAGUCGGUGGACACGGAGUUUGCUGCGCGGCGGCAACGGCAAACUUUCUGCGAAGAGGAAUGGACAAGAGAAGCAGACCGCUUGGAGAAGAGGCACGACGUCGUUGUCGGCAGCUGCGAGAAAUGCUUGGAGGGCCUGGAAGAGGAUGCCAACCAAGAGCACGAUGCGCGCAUCAACCAUCAGGAUCCGGUGGUGGAGGUCCUGACCAAGUUCUUGAACGACUUCCAUGCAGACGUGGAGGAAAAAGCGCUUCAGGGCUGA
This is a messenger RNA of Symbiodinium pilosum, 990 nucleotides long. The record is from the annotation of a GenBank genome assembly. Lineage: Eukaryota; Dinophyceae; Suessiales; Symbiodiniaceae.